Messenger RNA from Pseudoliparis swirei, 11035 nucleotides. RefSeq names its product otogelin (gene otog). Gene Ontology annotation, molecular function: alpha-L-arabinofuranosidase activity; protein binding. NCBI's taxonomy places the organism in Eukaryota, Metazoa, Chordata, Actinopteri, Perciformes, Liparidae. The record is from RefSeq and is a predicted model, not a curated record. Gene Ontology annotation, biological process: L-arabinose metabolic process. Bases 143 to 9994 code for a protein of 3283 amino acids. Gene Ontology annotation, cellular component: extracellular matrix. The transcript is spliced from 56 exons.
UGUAAUAAAGGUUUUAUUCACACUCAUCAUUUAUUUACAUCAUCUCGUUAGUUCGAGUGGAAUUACUCUUGUGUCACCUUUUUUGGUUUCCGGUGUCGUCGUGUGCGCCUGCGCGACGCCCCGCCCACCGCGCGCACACCUUAUGCUAAUGAGCAGGUGCGGCGGGCUCUUGGAGGCGCGCGCCCGGCCGCUCGCAGAUGACCCGGAUGGAGCAGAGCAGGGAGCCGCGGGAGUCCAGCCGGAGGGACCUCACCAGGUGAUGCUGCCCGGACCCGGACCCAUGGAGCCCUGUUCAGCGCGAGGCCGGAAGCGGCCUUUCCCCUGGCUGUCGGUGUGUUUCAUCCUCAUCUACCAAGCGCACCUGUCGUGGGGAGUCGAGCUCCCGGCCUGGGAGACCUUCAACAACAGCCAGAGCAGCAUAAAGAACCAGAAAUGGGACACCGCUUCCCAGGGAGGACAGGACCUCCAGACAGCAGCUGCUGCCGCGGGAACCAACUCGUCUUCCAGCCAACCGGCGGCCAGCCGGACCGAACUGUCCAACCAGACGACCUCGAGCAUGGAGAGGACACCCGCCUCCUCAUGGGUUGUCAGCUCUGACCAAUCAGCUGCAACCACGGCACCACUGAGUCAAACGGCAUCCAGAACUGUGUCAUCCAGCCAAUCACCAGGCGCCACGACACAAACCAGCCAAUCACCAGGCAGCAUGCCACAAACCAGCCAAUCACGAGGCGCCACGACACAAACCAGCCAAUCACCAGGCACCACGACACAAACCAGCCAAUCACCAGGCAGCAUGCCACAAACCAGCCAAUCACCAGGCACCACGACACAAACCAGCCAAUCACCAGGCAGCAUGCCACAAACCAGCCAAUCACGAGGCACCACGACACAAACCAGCCAAUCACCAACAAUCUCAUCCGGAAUAUCAUUAGUCAGCACACCAAAAUCCAGCCAGUUACCAACCAACUCAGUGCCAGUGCACAAAGCCAAAGUUGCAUCUGACAAUUCAUCAGACAAAACCACGACGCCGAGCCAAUCGCCAUCGAGCCAAACGCCGUUAAACCCCAAAACAUCAAACCAAUCAUCCCUGACCUCAACAUCCAAUCAAUCGCCAAACAGUUUAACAGGAGCUAAUCAAUCCAGAAACAGCUCGACAAUAGCACGCCACGUUUCCUCCAGCUUCCCCUCACUAAACCAAUCACGGUCAACACCAUCUGACCAAUCACAGACCAGCUCACCGCCAUCCAACCAAUCAACGUCUGGUUCACCGGUACACGCAGUCAGCGGAGACGAGCGUCCAGCCAACUCUUCCCUGCUCGCCCGGCAGGUGAAGGACGCCCUGAGGUCGUCGUUUCGUAGGAUUCAAGAGCCGUGCGCGCUGCGCUGCCUCAACGGGGGUCAGUGCGCCGCGUGGGAGUCAUGUGACUGCAGCGUGUACCAGGCCACUGGACACAGGUGUCAGACAGUUCCAAACCCCGGCUUCGAGAGGGAGAUGACCUGCCGCUCGUGGGGUCAGUACAACUUCGAGACCUUCGACGGCCUCUACUACCACUUCCCCGGCCGCUGCUCGUACACGCUGCUGAGGGACUGUGAGGAGACCGGCCGGGCCGGCCUCACCGUCCAGGUCCACAAUGACCCGGACUGCGGCUCCGCCCCCUACACCUGCCACCGCUCCGUCAGCCUCUUCUUCCCGUGGGACGGCGAGCUCCGGCUGCACGCCGACAACGUGACCUUCAAGGGUCAAAGCCUGCAGCUGCCGCAUCGCAUCCACGACCUGCAGGUGGAGCGCAUCUCGCAGUACGUGCUGGUGACGCAGCAGCGCGGCUUCACGCUGGCGUGGGAGGGCCGCGGCGGCUCCGUCUACGUCAAGCUCAGCCCGGAGUUCGUGGGCCGGACCUGCGGCCUGUGCGGGAACUUCAACGCCGACGUCCAGGACGACCUGAAGACCAGCUACGGUGUGCUGACUGACGAUGUGGAGAUGUUUGGGAACAGCUGGGUGGAGGCCGAGCCCCACGAAGCCCGAUGUCCCAUGGUGCACUCUGGCUUCUCUUCGCCCUGCGCCGCAGUGGAAGCUCACGUCCUGCAGGAAGUGGAGGACGUGUGUGCGAUGCUGCUGGAUCCGCCGUUUCAGAGCUGCCACGACUUCGUCAGCCCGCUGUCCUACAUGGCGAGCUGCUCCAACGACCUCUGCAUGUCGGGUCCCAGCGGCGAGGAGGUAUGCCAGGUGUUCAGCGAGUACGCCCGGGCCUGCGCCCACGCCGACCACCCACUGCACGACUGGAGGCGGCACAUUCCUCAGUGCGAGAAGCGGUGUCCUCCAGGUCUGCAGUACAGGGAAUGCAUCAGCUGCUGCCCGGCCUCCUGCGACCUGGAGCGAACGUGCAUCGACAGCAAGCUGGCCUGCCUGGACGGAUGCUACUGCCCCGAUGAUCUGAUUUUCGAGGACGGAGGCUGCGUGGCGCCCUCCGACUGUCGCUGCGAGUACCGCGGCCUGUUUUACCCGUCUGGACAGACGCUGCAGGAGGAGUGCCGCAGCUGCACAUGCGAGGGCGGAGCGUGGAACUGCACCGCCUACAGCUGCCCAGGCGAGUGCUCGGUGACCGGCGACAUGCACUUCCACUCCUUCGACGGGCGGCUCUACACCUUCGCUGCCACGUGCCAGUACGUCCUCGCCAAGAGCCGCAACUCGGGGAAGUUCACGGUGACCGUCCAGAACGCCCCCUGUGGAGCCAACCUGGACGGCGCCUGCAUGCAGUCGGUCAGCCUGGUUAUUGACGAGGACCCGAGAACGGAGAUCACACUGAGCCACGUUGGCGAGGUCUUCAUGGCCGGACAGUACCGCAUCGCCCUGCCGUAUUCUGACGACGUCUUCAACAUCCAGGAGCUGUCGUCCGCGUUCCUCCAGGUGAAGACGGCGUUUGGCCUGCGCCUGCAGUACAGCUGGAGGGAGUUCCGUCUCUACCUGCAGGCCGACGAGCUGUGGAGGGACGGCACGGCGGGCCUGUGCGGCACCUUCAACGGCAACAUCCAGGACGACUUCCUAUCUCCGUCCGGCAUGAUCGAAAGCACGCCGCAGUUGUUCGGAAACGCCUGGAGAGUCUCGUCGGCGUGCUCCAUGAGCCUGAGCGUCCCCCCGCUCGACCCCUGUGACGCUCACCAGCAGGCCGCGGCCUACGCCUCCGAGAUGUGCGACGUGCUGAUCCGGGAUCUGUUCUCCGGCUGCCACGAGCACCUGAGCCCGGCGCCCUUCCAGCAGCAGUGUCGCGCCGACACCUGCAAGUGCGGGACGCCGUGCCUCUGCUCCGCGCUCGCCCACUACGCCCACCACUGCCGACGCUUCAACGUCAUCGUGGACUUCCGGUCGCACAUCGCCGACUGCGGUGAGAACAGAGCGACGGGUCCGGGAGGCGGAGCCUGGGAGGCGGAGCUCGGGAGGCGGAGCCUGGGAGGUGGAGCCUGGGAGGUGGAGCCUGGGAGGUGGAGCCCGGGAGGUGGAGCCUGGGAGGUGGAGCCUGGGAGGCGGAGCCCGGGAGGUGGAGCCUGGGAGGUGGAGCCUGGGAGGCGGAGCCCGGGAGGCGGAGCCUGGGAGGCGGAGCUCGGGAGGCGGAGCCUGGGAGCCGUCACCUGCCCCGCCACCAUGCGCUACGGCACCUGCGUGUCGUCCUGCCGCCGCCGUUGCUCCGCCCUCUCCGUCCCGCCGCACUGCGGGGAGGAGUGCGAGGAGGGCUGCGUGUGCCCGCCGGAGACCUUCUACAACCACCGGACUCACACCUGCGUGCACAGGAGCGAGUGUCCCUGCAGUUUCCUCGGAGCUGAUUACGAACCGGGAGACGUGAUCAUGACCUCGGCAGACACGCUGUGUCCGGCCGGUCAGCUCUACCAGAACUGCUCCGAGGGCGGCGAUGGCUUCCUGUCGGGGAGGGGCGUGGCCUGCGAGCAUACCUGCGAAUCCUUCCUGCUCAACCUCACCUGCUCGUCCCACGAGCCCUGCGUCACCGGAUGUGCCUGCCCCCCUGGCUCGCUGAAGCACGGAGACGAGUGCUUUGAACCCGCUUCCUGCCCCUGCCUGUGGAAAGGAAAGGAGUAUUACCCCGGAGACAGAGUCUCCUCCCCCUGCCACCAGUGCGUUUGCCACCAGGGGGCGUUCCAGUGCGAGUUCCGUGCGUGCCCGUCCAUGUGCACGGCCUACGGGGACCGGCACUACCGGACGUUUGACGGGCUGACGUUCGACUACGUGGGAGCGUGUCGAGUUUACCUGGUGAAGAGCGGCGGCGAGGAGCUGCUCAGCGUCGCCACCGAGAACGUGGACUGCUUCCACAGCGGCGUGACCUGCAGGAAGUCUCUGCUCAUCACCGUCGGCGGGACCUUCGUCGCCUUCGACGAAGACUCCGGGACGCCGAGUCCGGCCAGCGUGCUGGACAGGAAGCAGCGGAUGUUCAUCUGGCCGGCCGGAUACUUCACGGUGGUUCAUUUCCCCGACGACGACGUCACCGUCCUCUGGGACCGCAAGACCACCGUGCACGUGCAGGUCGGGCCGCGCUGGCAGGGCAAGCUCAGCGGCUUGUGCGGGAACUUCGACGCCAAGACGGUGAACGAGAUGCGGACGCCGGACAACGUGGACGCCGCGACGCCGCAGGAGUUCGGGAACAGCUGGACGGCGGCGGAGUGUGUGAACAGCCCAGACAUCAGACACCCCUGCAGCCUCAGUCCGCUCAGGGAGCCCUUUGCAAAGCGUCAGUGUGGGGUCCUGCUCAGCGAGGUCUUCCAGGCCUGCCACCCGGUGGUGGACGUCACCUGGUUCUACAUGAACUGCCUGGCCGAUACCUGCGCCUGCAGCCAGGGCGGCGACUGCGAGUGCUUCUGCACCAGCGUGGCGGCGUACGGCCAGCGCUGCUGCCACCACGGCGUGCCGGUCGACUGGCGCUCCCCGUCCCUGUGCCCGUAUGAUUGUGAAUACUACAACAAAGUUCUGGGUAAAGGUCCCUUCAGGCUGGCCCCCUUCAGGGACCGCACCGCGCUGUUGGCGGCCAGCGGCGCCAGCGGCUCCGUGUUCCUGCAGCGCGGAAACUUCAGCGCCGCCGGCGCCGGAGUCCUGAUGCAGUUCAUGGUGACGCCGGGCCUCAGCAGAGCCCGCCCGCACGACACAUCGCGGGUUUCCUUCGAGGCGGCCGACAGACCGAACUACUUCCUGUCCGCGAGCCCCGGCGGCCAGGUGCGGCUGGCCAAGUGGGAGGAGAGCGAUGCAUUCUGGGACGGCGCCACCUUCGUCCUGCACAGGAACACCUGGAGCUCCGGCUACGACGCGCUGGAGUCCCACGCCAAGCCGGGCUUCUUCCUGCACGCCACGCCGCUCCGCCUGCACCUGCUCAAGUACCGGCACGCCGACAGCUUCCGCAAGGCCACGCUGUUCAGGCUCACAGGCCCCAGCGCGGACGCCCUGCCGGGUCCUCGGUGUCAGUGGAGGUACGAUUCCUGCGUCGUCCCCUGCUUCAGGACCUGCAGCGACCCGUCCGCCGAAGCCUGCGUCGCCAUCCCACAAGUGGAGGGCUGCCUUCCUGUGUGCCCCCCCCACAUGGUCCUGGACGAGGUCACUCGCCGCUGCGUCUUCACUGAAGACUGCAUUAAGGGCCCCGUGGCUGUGGAGCCUGUCACACCGUCCUCUGCUUCUGUGACUUCUGCAACCACCACAAGCACCGCUGCCUCCACCAGCCUCCUCCAGACCACCCCCACCACCGGAUCCUCCACCCUUCCCGCCAGUAAAACCACCACCACGAGUCCCGUCGUCAGCACCUCGUCUGGAGCACCGCCGGCCCCUGAAGAGCUGACCCAUCCGGCCGCUGAACCUUCCAGGACAUCAGGACCCCCGUCUCCUCCGACAGCGCCCCCUGCUGUCAGGCCGGAGGUGGAGGAGUCGCUGUCUCCCGUCAGAGCGACUGAAGCUCCGCCCGCCGCCGCGAGCUCCACCGCCGGCGCCAUCACGUCCAGAACGAGCGGCGCUCCUGCCGCCGUCACGGCGCUCUUCUGGGUCACCUCCAUCAAGCCCACCGAGCUCCUGCAGCCGCUCUCCUCCACCUCUGCUGCCGCAACCCUGCAGACACCGACCGCAAGCUCCGUCCAUGGGCCCGCCUCCAUCGCAGAGAGCUCCACCCAACCUGCGUCGACCGUUCGUACCUCCCAGCCGUGGCACUUGGACACCUCCUCCGCCUCGGUCUACACCGGGAAGACGCUCCCAGAGGUCACCUCCAAAACCGUCGUCCUUGAAGUCACUUCCACGAAAGCUACCGAAGCGCCUCUCCUUCCCGUCACAUCAACGGCGUUCGUCACCUCCGUGACUUCGGCUCCCGCCGCAGUCACCACGACCACGACAACUACAACGCUUCCUGAAAUCUCAACCGCAGAAAUUGCGACCACGACGAGCAGGAUUGACCUGGCUACUCCCUCGCCGCCGCCUGCGCCUGGUGUUCCUGAGACACUUCUCACCACCAGCUCUACAAGAGCUCCACCGGGCGUCGUCACCACGACGCUCAGACCCGUCGCCGUGCAGCCGGUUACAGAGACGACGCAGCCGGCGACGGGCAGAGCGGAGGUUACGACAACAGCUACGACCCCACCGCCUCCAUCUGGGUCUCCGCCGCACUCGACUACUACCUCCUCCGCAGUUCCAAGGCCGACCACCGUCCAGGACGUCGUCACCACUCGUUUGGCGUCCGCUGAAAGAUCUACGCCCGCUAAAAUGACCACCACCGUUGCACCGACGACUGACAUCGGAUCGACGCCCAGGGUUGCCGUGACAACAGGAGUUACCCCCACAACCACGUCGACUGAGAGGUCGACCGUCAGGCCGGUCACCGAAAGGGUUACCAUAGUAACAAGACCCCCGGCACCAACGACCAGCUCGACUACCCUCGGCCCACCGACCGGCCUGUCAAGUCCUGGAUCAACAACCACGGCAUCCGUCGGGUCGGUCGCCACAACCACAACCGCGGCGGUACCGCCCGGCCUCGCCGCCGUAAGCGUCCCGGCGCCUGUUCCCACUCUCACGACAGUCGCGGAAUCAACCGCCCCCCCCACGACCACCAGAGGGUCAGCCGCACCUGAGGACACCGCAACGACCAGAGAGAGCGGCGCGCCGCAAUCCUCAUCGCGACCGGCGCCGUCUCCGCCCGACACUCACCUGAUCUCUACCCAGAAGCCCUCUGUUCCCGCCACGACAUCGCCCCCAGCAGCCACCUCGGCCCAGACUACCGAGCAGGACCGGGUCCACCGCACCAGUCCGGGUGCGACGACGCCUCCGGCAAUGGCGUCGCUCCACACUUUGGAAACCACCAGACACACGGCAGAGGUGACGCCGCCCACGAGGACGUGCACACCGCCGUACGCGGUGAUCGUCGAUGAGUGCACGAAGUACAUCUGCGUCAACAACCAGCUGGUCCUGUUCAACAAAUCCCAGAGCUGCCCCUUCGCCCUGGGCCGCCCCAACUGCGGCCUGCUGGGCUUCGCCGUGCUGGUCAACGGAGACAAGUGCUGCCCCAAGUGGGAGUGUCCAUGUCGCUGCUCCAUGUUUCCGGAUCUGAACGUGAUCACGUUUGAUGGGAACAGCGUUGCCCUCUACAAGGCCGCCUCCUACAUCGUGACCCGGCUGCCCAACGAGACCGUCAGCGUCCUGGUUCAGGAGUGUCCCGCCGAGUCGGAGGCGGCGCUCCUGUGGAACUUCACCAGCCUGUGUCUGGUGGCGCUCAACAUCUCACACCAGUCCAACCACAUCAUCAUCAACCGGCUGCAGAGGAUGCUCUACGUCAACUCGCGCUACGCCAAACCUCGCUUCAAGAAGUUCGGCUUCGAGAUCUACGACACGGGCAACAUGUACCUGAUCCGCAGCCCGGCCGGCCUCAAGCUGCAGUGGUACCACAGCACCGGCAUGAUGGUGGUGGACACCGAUGUCUCCGGCAACAAGCUGCGCACCAUGGGCCUCUGUGGUUUCUGUGACGGGGACCCGACUAACGACCUGACUCUGGCCGACGGCACCACGGUGGGCGCCGGCGAGGAUCCGGACGUUUUCAUCGACAGCUGGCAGGUUCCCAACACCACCGGCUACGUCAGCCACGGGCGCCACCGCGAGCUCAACUGCUCCACCAGCGACUGCUCCGGCUGCCUGCUCAUGCUGCACAACGCCGCCUUCCGCCGCUGCCACGCCUUCGUCCCGCCGAGCACCUUCUGUGAGGUGUGGGUCCGAGAUGCGGAGUACGUCAACAACCAGUGUGUGGCGCUGGCCGCCUACGUGGCUUCGUGCCACAAGUUCAACGUCUGCAUCGAGUGGAGGAGGCCGGACUACUGCCCCUCCUCGUGCCCCGGGGCCCUCCGGUAUCGGGCCUGCCUGCCGGCCUGCACGUCUCAGUCCUGCCCCGACUACGACUUCGACUCGGACCCGGAGCAGUGCUCGGGCCUGACGGAGGGCUGCGAGUGCCCCGACGGGACGCUGCUCCACCGGCCGUACUCCGCCCUCUGCAUCCCGCCGGAGAAGUGUGCCUGCACCGACAGCGCCGGCGUCCCCCGUGCGCACGGCGAGGUGUGGAAGGCCUCCAAGGACGCCUGCUGCCUGUACCGCUGCGACCGCGACGCCGUCGUCCCCGUGGAGUCGGACUGCUCCGGCGCCGCGCCGCCGCCGUGCCGCCGCGCCGCCGAGGUGCUCAUCGGCCUGGCCGACGACAACAGCUGCUGCCCGCAGCAAGUCUGCGUGUGUAACCAGAGCCUGUGUGACUGGACCCCUCCGGACUGUAAAUACGGGGAGAAACUGGCGUCGUACUACAGACUGGACUCCUGCUGCCCGGACUACGCGUGUGAGUGUGACCCUGAACGCUGCGAGCCGGACCUCCUGUCCUGCAGAGACGACCAGACGCUCAUCAACACCAGAGCCGACGGCAGCUGCUGCCCCGCCCCCAUCUGCAUGUGUACUUCCUGUCCGGAGACGCCGCCGCUCUGCCGGGACGGCGAGGUGCUGACGGUGGACCCCAACACCACGGACCACUGCUGCCCCGCCUACCAGUGUGUGUGUGAGCCCUCCAGGUGUCCUGUACUUGUUUGUGCUGUUGGGAUGUCGGUGGCGUCCGUGUCCGGUCCCGCUUCGUGCUGUCAGAACCAAACAUGCGAGUGUUCCUGUGAAAACAUCUCCUCCCCAAAAUGUGGCCUGGGAGAAGCCGCCCAGCUGGACCGGGCCUUCCUGUCCGACCCUCAGAACCAGUGCUCCUGUAGGAGAUUCAAGUGUGUGCGCGAGGCGGUGUGUGUGUUCGGCGAGCGCGGCGUGCUGCGUCCGGGUCAGACGCUGGUGGAGCGCCACGGUGACGGCGUGUGUCUCAGCCGGCAGUGCAGCCGCAGCAUCGACCCGACGAGCGGCUUCAACCUGCUGCGCUCCAACAGCAUCAACUGCUCCGCCCACUGCCAGCCAAACCAGGUCUACGUCCCUCCGAAGGACCAGACGGCGUGCUGCGGAGUGUGUCGGAACAUUUCCUGCCUCCACGAACACGAGAACGGGACGACGCUUCUCUACAAGCCGGGGAAGUCCUGGGUAUCAAACUGUGUGAAGUUUUCCUGCACUGAGACUCGUUCUGGACCGACGCUCAUCUCCUCCUCCUACAGCUGCCCCCCGUUCAACGAGACGGAGUGUGUGAAGAUCGGAGGAACCGUCGUGAGUUACAUGGACGAAUGCUGCAAGACGUGCAAAGAAGACGGGAAGUCGUGCCAGAAGGUGACGGUGAGGAUGACGAUCCGGAAGAACGACUGCCGCAGCAACCGGCCGGUGAACAUCGUGUCGUGUGACGGGAAGUGUCCGUCCGCCAGCAUCUACAACUACAACAUCAACACGUACGCCCGCUUCUGCAAAUGCUGCCGCGAGACGGGGCUGCAGCGGCGCUCCGUGCAGCUCUACUGCAGCGGCAACGCCACCUGGGUGGGCUACGGCAUCCAGGAGCCCACCGACUGCUCCUGCCAGUGGUCCUAGACACACACACACACACACACACACACGUCAGCCGGGAUGCUUUAGGGAGUUUGGAGAGUGGAAUACUGAGCUCCGAUUGGCCGGACUGCGUGAGUGAGUUGUUCUGCUGCCUCUGCUGGCAAGGAGGUGGUACUGUGCGGCACUGAAGGUGACCUUUGACCUCUGACAUCUGCUAUAGAGUCACACACACACAAAACGUACUUCUGACGUCACUACAGCGUGAUUUUUGUCAAUGUUUUUUUGUUUAGGAGAAUGUUGAUUCAUCCGAAUAUAAACACAGUUAAAUGUAUUAAAGGUUUCACUUUGUAAUCGUUCUGUUCUUACGGCCUGAUUUUAAAUGACAAGUUACAACAGGGGAACUCCACGGUCGUCUUUCUGUGCUCUAAUAUGUCAAAUGAUAUGAGGUAAAACACUUAAUACGCAUCGACAAGGAACUCACUGACGUCAACUCAUGUCCGUCAGCACGUUGAAGAUCUAAUUCAUCUUUAUUGGAGAAAUGUCGCGGGCAAAAUGUUUGUGUAUGAAUUUGUAAAAUCACGAAUUGGAGCGCAGAAAUAAAUGUCAGAAUCCACAACUCCAGUAGAUUUAUUCUCCACUGUGUGAAAAACAACUCACAGGCCGUUUAUUGAAGUAUAAUAACUCGUCUCUGCCGCCUCCCUGUCAGCCGGCACAGAGGAAGAGAGUCUUCAGUUGUUCAUGAACGGAAAGAUUUUAAGAUCUGUGUCAAAAACAUGAGAAAAAAUGACAAUCAGGAAACGACUCGCUUCAGUCCGUCGUCGAUGUUUUGGAAAAUCACAAAUUACCCAGAAUUCCUCACGAUGUGCCUUGUUUUGUAAAUAACUUUUAACAUUUUUUUCAGAUUCUUAGAUAUUUCUCUUUUUUAGAAGGAUAAUAAACUGUAUAUUCAGUGAUGUUGGCUUAAUAUAAUCAAUGUAGAGGUGUAGCAACUGAUUUACAUCCAGCUAUACGGGGAGCACUUUAUUUAUUUAUUGGAGUUUGAUAGAGAACAAACGUUCUGAUAUUUAUGGACGACAACGCAGA